CGUCCAUUUUGUUUAGCCGUGAGCUAACCUGCGCUGCUAGCGCCGCGUUAACACUACCGGUCUACCGGGUUCACCGAGCAGCAGAGAUGGAUGACGGCGACGAGCCGGGUUUAGUCCUCUCGCACAACACGUCGUCGGGCUCCAAGUCGGGCGGGGACAAGAUGUUCUCCCUGAAGAAGUGGAACGCGGUGGCCAUGUGGAGCUGGGACGUUGAGUGUGAUACCUGUGCCAUUUGCCGGGUGCAGGUGAUGGACGCUUGUCUUCGAUGCCAGGCGGAAAAUAAACAAGAGGAUUGUGUUGUUGUGUGGGGCGAGUGUAACCACUCCUUCCAUAACUGCUGCAUGUCGCUGUGGGUGAAGCAGAACAACCGCUGCCCGCUCUGCCAGCAGGACUGGGUGGUUCAGAGAAUCGGCAAAUAAGCCACGCCGUCCGGGUGGGCUUCACCUGCGUGCACCCGAAGGUGCUGACAGACUUUACAAGAAGAUCUCCGUGGCCUCCUGCGUGGAGCCACCAACAUCAGCUGCUGUCCUCCUCCUUCAGAUUGCAUGUUUUGCAGUGGUCCUGCUGUCAAAGGAAGGACGGUGGAGAAAAUUGAAGCUGUGCGGACGUUUGCUCCUCGUCGACUGGCUGAAGCUGCCGCAGCUACUGAGACAAGAAGAGGUGGAUGAAAUGUGUUGCAGCUCCGUGUUGGUUUUCUGUUAUUGUCUGUGAUGCUUUCUGGCACAUCUUCAAUGUGUUACUGUCUUUUUAAAGAAAUAAAGGUUUGUGACUAGUUGUA
This is a messenger RNA of Salarias fasciatus (jewelled blenny), 778 nucleotides long. RefSeq names its product RING-box protein 2. Bases 87 to 419 code for a protein of 110 amino acids. Lineage: Eukaryota; Metazoa; Chordata; Actinopteri; Blenniiformes; Blenniidae. The transcript is spliced from 3 exons. Gene Ontology annotation, molecular function: zinc ion binding. The record is from RefSeq and is a predicted model, not a curated record.